Molecule: messenger RNA, 1691 nt
Organism: Oncorhynchus tshawytscha (Chinook salmon)
Lineage: Eukaryota; Metazoa; Chordata; Actinopteri; Salmoniformes; Salmonidae
Product: protein BTG3
Exons: 5
Coding region: 320-1036 (238 amino acids)
Biological process (GO): negative regulation of cell population proliferation; negative regulation of mitotic cell cycle
Cellular component (GO): nucleus; cytoplasm
Source: RefSeq, a predicted model, not a curated record
UGUCCAACUACAUAAUUUGUAAAGGUUUAGUUGUGCGCUAGCCAGCUAUGACUCACGGGCAGUCACAUGGCUAAACUGGAUUUAUGCGUCACAGCGCGCCUUUCUGGACGAAGACCCGCCAGACUGUAAUGCCCUUUGGCUUUAACAAUAGUUAACCUGCUAAAUUAGCUUAAUGUUUACAUGCAACGAGUUCUUGGCAGGCUGUUUUGUGUUGUAAGGUAGGCUUUGCUUGCUACAUACUUCAAGGGCAUUGAGAUUCAUUGAUGGAUGAAACCACUCAUGGGGAAUUUGGACCAUCAUUACAGCACAUCAGUGAAACAUGAAAAAAGAGAUUGCAGCAGUGGUGUUGUUCCUGAAAAGACUGAUCAAAAAGGUGGAAAAGUUGGACACCCAGAAAGUGGACAUGUUUGUGGAGCAGUUGACUGUUGCCCUGCAGGAGAAGUUCAGGGGGCAUUGGUACCCUGACAACCCCAGCAAAGGACAGGCCUUCAGGUGUAUUCGGCUGAACAGGUUGCAGAAGGAGGAUCCAGAGUUGCUGCGGGCCUGCCAGGAGAGUGGGGUUCAGUACAAGGACCUUGGCCUGCCCAGAGAACUCACUCUGUGGGUAGACCCUGGAGAGGUGUGCUGCAGGUAUGGAGAGAAGAACCAUGCUUUCACGGUGGCCAGUUUCUUUGGUGAUGAGACUGUGACUAAGAAGGUGACCAGUGCCGUGGAGAGGGUGACGUCUGACUACCACUCCGGUUCAUCUUCAGAGGAGGAUAGUGGCCUCAGGGAAACCCGUCCAUCCACUACCUGCCCCCAAAAUCACCACACAUACCAGGUGAUCUACCCAGCUGCUCCUCUGUGGUGUCAAGUGCCCAAGCAAAAGAAGAUGGGGCCUGGUAAAGGAUAUAACGUCCCUCCACGUCCUCCUCACUAUGGCUUCAGACCUCAAGGCAGACCCACCCAGCCCUUCAGACACAAAGGUUUGGCUCUGCCUGGCCAGAGAGGGGGGCUCGGAUACUGGGGUGGCACUCCAGGCUUGUCUUACUGUUAGGGACCACUGUAGCAAGUGUUGACGUUAGUAUUAGCCUGUUCCAGGUUCCCUGAGCUGUUGAGGGUAACCACUAGAGCAAGCAAUAGUUCAUGGGUGACAGGUAGCCUUGCGGUUAAGAGUGUUGGGUCAGUAACUGAAAGGUUGCUGGUUUGAAUCUCCGAGCCGACUAGGUACAACAUCUGUCGAUGCGCCAUUGAGCAAGGCACUUAACCCUUAGUGCUCCUGGAAGCCGCUCUGGAGAAGUGUCUGCUAAGUGACUGAAAUGUUAGAGGGAAGGGGGAGGAAGUGGCAAACAAAGUCCACCAAGAUGUCUGACCACAUUUUUUUAAUGUAAUUUUGUAGUGAGCUAGUCACUGGAAUUUGUUAUUUUUAUGGUAAGAACAUUAACUCUUUACACUUGAGAGAAUUUGUAUUCGUGUGAGUAAAAUAAUUAGUUGUAAUGGAUAAGGAAUAUAGGAAUUUGAUGUAUUUUAUUUAUAGCUAUGAAGAUAUAUGUACCGUAUUUAUUUUUGAUGGGUUAAUUGUAUGUUACCUCCUACUGUCCUGUCCAUCAGUUAUGUUCCAAUGAGAAAUUUUUUAUUUAUUCAGUGUAUUAGUAUUAUGAAUUGCGCUUACCACUUAAAUUCUGAGACAUUAAACACAUUUUCUAAUCCUA